Neurospora tetraspora is the source of this 1551-nucleotide messenger RNA. RefSeq names its product FAD/NAD(P)-binding domain-containing protein. Gene Ontology annotation, biological process: secondary metabolite biosynthetic process. Lineage: Eukaryota; Fungi; Ascomycota; Sordariomycetes; Sordariales; Sordariaceae. The coding region runs from base 43 to 1551 and encodes 502 amino acids. The record is from RefSeq and is a predicted model, not a curated record. Gene Ontology annotation, molecular function: FAD binding. The transcript is spliced from 3 exons.
CGCGAGACGUCUUUCAACAUCAACAAACGACUCGAAGCCGAAAUGCCUUCAAUCGCCCAUAGUCGCUCCCCGUCCGGGCCCUCUGCCUCAUCUCCCACUCCCUUCCACGUAGCAAUCAUAGGUGGCGGCAUAACCGGUAUCAACCUCGCUCUUGGGCUCGAACGCCGUGGCAUCCCCUACACAGUCUAUGAGCGUUCCCCAGGUUUCCGCGAAAUUGGUGCUGGCAUCGGCUUCUCCCCCAACGCCGAACAAGCCAUGAAGCUGCUCAAUCCCGAAGUCUUCCCAGCUUACAAGCGCACCGCCAACCCGAAUGGUGAAGACAAGUUCCAGUGGAUCAAUGGUCUUGCCGAUGAGUUGCUGUACUCCCUUCCCGUGCCCGAGGACGGAUUCCUGGGCUGCAAGAGAUCCGAGAUUCUGGAGGAGUGGGGGAAGCUCGUCCCGCCGCAAAACAUGCAGUUCAACAAGAUGGUAGAGGCAGUCCAAGAACCAGGUGACCAAGGAUACGAUCCCGAGGCCGGUGGAAAGAUACUUCUCAGAUUCACCGACGGCACCCACGUCAGCGUCGACCUCGUCAUCGGGUGCGACGGCAUCCGCUCUCGCCUGCGCAACCACAUCCAGUCCCAUCUCGACCCUUUUUCUAUCCAACGUGUAGCAAAAGAGAGCUACACCCACAAAUACUGCUACCGCACCCUAGUCCCCAUGUCCCGUGCCGUGGAGGCCGUCGGUCAGCACCGUGCCUCGACAAGAUUCAUGUACAACGGCCCCGGCGCGCACAUCAUCACCUACCCCGUCGGCAACAACUCGGUUCUGAACAUGCUCGCCGUCAUCAGUGACCCCAACGAGUGGCCGGAUGAGAAGAGACACGUUCUCCCCGGAACCAAGGAGGAUAUCCGCCAGGCGUUCAAGGGAUGGCAUCCAACCGCGCAAAAGCUCGCGGAACUGUUCCCGGAGGAGAAGGAGGGAGGAGGCGGACCGAUUGUUAAGUGGGGCAUCUUUGACACCUUCGACUUUCCUCUCCCGCAGUACUACUCCGGUCGAGUAGCAGUAGCCGGCGACGCGGCGCACGCCACAGGCCCGCAUUUGGGAGCGGGAGGAGGGUUGGGGAUCGAGGAUGCGCUGGUUUUGGCGGAGUUGUUGGAGAAGGCGACCAAGCUUCAGGUUUGGAACGGCCCUGAAUUGGACACGGGAAAGAUCCUCGAGCAGGCACUUGAUGUGUACAACCACCUCAGGACGCAGGCCGUAGUUUCCUGGACAAGGAAGGCGGUGGAUUUGUUUCAGUGGAAGGAUGAAGAGGUGGCAAAGGACGGGAAGAAGUUUGGAAAGCUAGUGACGGAGAAAUUUCAUUAUGUGUGGUAUGAUUUGGAUUUACAGGAGAUGGUGAAUAUUGCGAGAGAUAUGCUAGAGAUUGGGGUGGUUGAAAAGCCGAUGGAGGAUAUGGGAAUAACGGGGGACUGGGAGACGGUUAUGGAAGCUCUUAUGCGUGUCAAUCUUAGCGACACGGGUCAUACACCAGGUACAUCAACAUGGACGGUUUCAGUCAGCUACCAGUAG